Molecule: messenger RNA, 1326 nt
Organism: Rodentolepis nana
Lineage: Eukaryota; Metazoa; Platyhelminthes; Cestoda; Cyclophyllidea; Hymenolepididae
Source: the annotation of a GenBank genome assembly
AAUUUGCGCUACUUCGACCUCUUCAUUAUGAUUGUGAUCUGCGCUAGCAGUAUUGCUCUUGCUGCCGAAGACCCCGUGGCAGAAAACUCCACUAAGAAUAAGAUACUUGAGCACUUCGAUUACGCCUUCACUGGAGUCUUCACUGUGGAAAUGGUUCUGAAAGAAGUUUUGACACUUUCUCUCCAGCAUCUGUUUCUUGGUGAACUACAUGCUCCAGUUGAGUACAUCACCGUUAUUGACCUUGGAGUAGUUCUACAUCCAGGAGCCUAUUGCCGAGAUCCAUGGAAUAUUCUAGAUGCUAUUGUUGUAUUCUGUGCUCUUGUUGCCUUCACUAUGAAGCCCCUCGUGAAUCCCAUUGAGAGAGAGAGAGAGAUGAAUUUUCGUUUUAGGAAACCGGCAACUAGUGCAUCAGCCAAGAAUCUGAACACCAUAAAAUCGCUGCGGGUACUGCGUGUUUUGCGUCCUCUAAAAACCAUCAAAAGGGUGCCCAAAUUAAAGGCCGUCUUCGAUUGUGUCUUGAGUUCCUUACGGAACGUCCUCAACAUUCUCAUCGUCUUCGUGCUCUUCCAGUUCAUUUUCGCUGUUAUUGCUGUCCAGCUCUUCCAGGGUAAAUUUUUUUACUGCAACGAUGCCUCAAAACUCACGCCAGAGGAGUGCCAGGGCCAGUACUUUGACUUCAAUGCAGACGGCAUUCCCACAACAGUUUGGAGGGAGUGGAAAGCUCAUGGAUUCAAUUAUGAUAAUGUCUUUUACGCCAUGUUGACCUUAUUCACUGUAACAACUGGAGAGGGUUGGCCUGGAGUUCUGAAAAAUUCCAUGGACGCAACCCAUCAAAAUCAGGGACCAAUUGAAGAUUAUCAACAGCGAAUGGCCAUAUUCUACAUAACUUUCUUUGUAGUGUUCCCCUUCUUCUUUGUCAACAUCUUCGUUGCUCUCAUCAUCAUUACGUUCCAGAAACAGGGCGAGAACGAACUCAUGGAUUUAGAGCUGGACAAGAACCAAAAGCGUUGCGUGGACUUCGCCAUAAAUGCGCAUCCACUCUGUCGGUACAUGCCAAAAAACAAGCGUUCGUGGAAGUAUCGAAUAUGGCGGUUAGUGGUCUCGACGCCGUUUGAGUACUACAUUAUGGUUAUGAUUGCUCUCAACACUCUCAUCCUCAUGAUGAAGGUGAGAAAGAGCCCUUUUUUAGCAUCUAACACACACGUUUCAUCUUGUCCAAAGUCCACUAUUAUGCUCCACUUUGUAUGCCUAGUCAAACCUUCCUUGCCAGAAUAUUGCAGCACGAUUACUAGUGCUGGUGUUACUCUGAUUAUCAUCCAACUGUAA